Uncinocarpus reesii 1704 is the source of this 1278-nucleotide messenger RNA. RefSeq lists its product as uncharacterized. The coding region runs from base 1 to 1278 and encodes 425 amino acids. Gene Ontology annotation, molecular function: protein kinase activity; ATP binding. The transcript has 4 exons. NCBI's taxonomy places the organism in Eukaryota, Fungi, Ascomycota, Eurotiomycetes, Onygenales, Onygenaceae. Gene Ontology annotation, biological process: spliceosomal complex assembly; regulation of mRNA processing; protein phosphorylation. The record is from RefSeq and is a predicted model, not a curated record.
AUGGCGCUUCAACGGCCUUUGCGCCCGAUCUCAGCGAUGAAACAGCUGUUCUGGUCCUUUUUCGGCUUGAAACCUAUCUAUACAAAACACGCCCCGGACCCCAAUCUGCCUGCGGACGAACCGAUCGAAGAAGAAAGACUGCCUUACUAUGACCCAACAUCCUUUUUUCCCGCUAAGCCAGGUUAUAUUUUUCAUAACCGAUAUGAAGCAAUAGCUAAAGUUGGCUGGGGCACCUGCUCCACGGUCUGGCUUGCUCGAGACCUUCAGAGGAUAUGGCGUUCAGAGCGCUUUGUUACCUUGAAAAUCGGUACCUGUGACUUUAAAGAUAAGAAUUCAGCCCUCCAUGAGCGCAACGUUGAACAGCGGAUCGCCAACGCACUUCCCGACCACCAAGGGUUCAACUACGUUAGGACGUGCCUAGACAGCUUUGAAGAAAAGGGCCCGCAUGGGACACAUCUGUGCCUAGUUUAUGAGCCGCUUCGGGAGCCCAUUUGGCUCUUUCAACAGCGGUGCCAUCUCAAGGGAGAUAAUAUUAUGGUGAAUUUCGAGGACCCAGCUGUUCUCCAAGACUUUGCCGACGCACAACUAUCACAUCCCAUGCCGUACAAGUCAACGGAUGGUCGAGCCGUUUACUUGUCCCACAAUAACUUUGGUUCUCUCAGGUCUUUCUAUAUCCUUCCCAAGAUUACAGAUUUCGGACAAGCACAGAUUCAACAAGCAGUGGGACAGCUGAAUCGACAUCCCACCCAGCCUGAUGGCUACCGGGCGCCAGAAGUCAUACUUGGCGCUGGUUGGGCAUAUCCUAUCGACAUAUGGAGUCUUGGUGUGUUGAUGUGGAACUUGAUUGAGAACCGAGAUCUCUUUUCUCGGAUACGGGGCAACGGUGAUGGCUACAGUGCCGCCGCACAUCUUGCGGAAAUGAUUGCACUGCUAGGUCCACCUCCAAAGAAAUUACUAGAUCGAGAAAAGGAAGGGCGCAGAUGGAAUUUUGCCCCGGCGCUGAAAAACCCGAGUGGCACGCUUUGCACAAAAGCCUAUGAAUGGUACGGGGGCCCAUUCUUCGACAAUGAUGGUCAGUGCAACUUUCUGCAUGAUCAUCUCAUACCUCGCGAUUUAACCUUGGAGAGCACGGUCAAUUUUCUUGACGGGCGGGACAAACUCCUUUUUCUCGACUUUGCUAGAAAAAUGCUCCAAUGGGACCCAGAUGAUAGGAAGACGGCCAAGCAGCUCCUUGAAGACCCCUGGCUCAGCGAGAAGUCCAUCAGAGGCGAAGUUUGA